This is a messenger RNA of Mizuhopecten yessoensis (Yesso scallop), 3053 nucleotides long. RefSeq lists its product as uncharacterized. Bases 197 to 1567 code for a protein of 456 amino acids. The record is from RefSeq and is a predicted model, not a curated record. The transcript is spliced from 7 exons. Gene Ontology annotation, biological process: mitophagy by internal vacuole formation; mitochondrial protein catabolic process. NCBI's taxonomy places the organism in Eukaryota, Metazoa, Mollusca, Bivalvia, Pectinida, Pectinidae. Gene Ontology annotation, cellular component: mitochondrial outer membrane.
GAAAUAAAAUAUCUGGGUCAACAACCGACAUUAUGCUAAGAAUAAAUCACCUACUUAAGAUACCUGUUUGCUUGGUGUUAUCACCCACCUUCAGACGACAUAGGGAAACUUGUCAAGUUUUGUUUCAGAUUUCUACCACAAUUUCUACGGAUUGGGUGAUAAUUUGUGAUAGCGUAUGGAUUCACGAAGCAAUUGAAUGGGCUCGCGUCCAUCGACAGAUAAGCACAAACAGGAGGCAACGGGGACUCCCUCUCACAGUGAUCAAAAUCAGUCACAUAAAAAAGGUGCCACAUGCACCGCUGAUGACAUUCACGGAAAUAGAGAUUUAAAUACUAAACCAGAAAAAGAAUUGAAAGACAAGAUAGAUACUGGAUCAUUCAAAGCAAAGACUACAUCUCUCACAGGAAAAGCAGUUAAAAUGACAGACACAUCUCAAGAAAAACCAGGUGUGCACAAAAGUGUAGUACAUGUAGUUGUAUCUACUGACCGAUCAACGAAGGACCUAAACCACAAUUCAGAGGAUGAUAAAGAGCCUACGGGUCAACCCAGAAAAAACCUGAAAAUCGUUUCGAAAAUAGAUACAACAUUAAGAAGACUUGACGAUGGAAAUUUACAGGACAAACUAAGAUUGAUGGAAUGGCUUCAGAAUAAGACGAAAGAUCUGAAUAUGAAAGUGCAGCACAGUCACAAAAAUACCAAAGAUGUUACUAACAACGCUGCCGGCGAGGAAGGUGAACAAAAUACAGAUGGUGACUGGUCGAAAGUUCAGCAGAAAAUAAGAGACUACAAAUCGGCGAAACAAGAGCUACUCAACGUAGUCUCAGAAAUCGCAGGUGCCCGUCUCAAGAACAACAAUCCCGCCAUUGCCGAUCUCAGUGAUAAAAACAGAGCAAGCAAAUUGGCGGAGAGAUUUUCCGAACUUUACGAUAACGAAUGGACAGACGUAGUAGAGCAACUCCGAUGUACCGAUAACGGGAAAAAACAGACUAAAAAAGCUGAGGAAGAGUUGGAAGAAAAGUGCAUUCACUUCAUGGUUGAUCUUGUUAAAGUCACAUAUGAAAAUUGUCAGAAGAAAGCUAAAAGUGAUCUUGACAAAAUGAUAGACAUUGUUGUUAAAUCAACAACUUCUGCUGCUGCUAACGUUGACGUUUCUAAGAGAUGUAAAGACUUCAUGAAGCUGCAGAUGUCUUCUGGAGAAAGUCUUAAGCCUGUCAUAAAGUUGGUUAGGGGAGAAGUGGAUGAAUCAGCAGCACUAAAAAACAAAUACUCCGACUUCAAUAAAGUCCUGGAGGAAAACAGACAUUACAUUCGCUACCGUGCGAGCUGUGUGGAAUUGUGUUGGUAUAUGUGCCUACAGGACCCUCCUGUUGCUAUGAUGGCGGACAUCACGACAAAGUCUACCAAGGAUCACUUCCGGGCCUACACACGUUCUGGAAAGUACCUGGGCUUCGUCGUGUGGCCAGCACUUCUUCUUCACGAAAACGGGCCCUUGUUGUACAAGGGUGUAGCGCAGUACACCAAUGCGGAACCAGAACAACUUCCUAAAUCCGAGUCUACAAAAAUAUAAACUUCAGGAUAUAAUGUUUAGUCUUACUAUGACGUGUUUUCUUCUUUCUCUUACUGCAGAACAAUGACCUGUAAACACUUGUAAGCAUCUAAAAUAUAUUCGAUGAAUGAUGUUUGAGUCAAUUGAUUUACUACUGAUUUGAUAGAACACUACAAAGCAUGCAGCUUACAGCUGAAAGAUAAUGCGGAAUUCUUAGAUAAAGCAUUUAUUUUAAAUAAGGGAGAUCUAUCAUUAAGGUAGUAUGUAGUCUUAUGUGUCUGAUAUUGUCAAAUCUAUUUUAAGAGUCCGCCUACUGGAAGCUGCAAAAAUGGUCUCUUAACAGCGAUGGUUUCGUUAGGGAGUAUAAGUAGAUAUGUAGAUGUCCGUCUUGUAUAUUUUACAGUAUUAUUGUAAAAGAACAGCUUCUUACUUACAUCACGGAGGACAUGACCUAAAUUGAUAGUUAGCUUACAUUUAAGUGUAAUACAACAGAACAUCAUACGUAUCGGUAUGCGAGUUGCAACACCUGUGAAUUGAAUGAUUGAGUUCCUGGUUGACGAUAUAUAUAUAUGUUGAGCUCGAUGGCAACUUUUUCCAGCACACUGUAGGCAUUCCUACAGGAAAAAUAUGUGCACCUCUUCUAGCCGAUUACUUUAUGUUUUCGUACGAAGUUGAGUUUAUUGAUAAGCUUAUCAGGACUAGUUACAAAAACCUAGCCAAGUCCUUCAAUUUCACUUUGAGAUAAAUAGGUGAUGUGCCGUCUGUGAAUAACAAGAAGUUCAUUGACCACAUUGAUUGUUUAUACCAGUCAGAGCUUGAAAUCAAGGACACAACGGAUUCUUCAACUUCAUCCGCUUUCCUCAAUCUUUACUCACAGCAUGACCAACAGGGACGGCCUACGUCUAAGCUGUACGAUACACUUUGUGUGAUAUGAAGGUCGAUGGUUUUGUAUUAUAAUCACUAGAGUGCCUUGUGGCUUUAUUGCCACUUCCCGAGUUCUCGAUGCGAGGACGUGACAUUAGUUAGAUUCGACUUGGAUUUACAUGGCAGGUGUCAUUGAUGAAGCAAAGGACGCUUACCCUUCCGGAACACUUGGUCUAACGCUUACCCUUCCGGAACACCUGGUCUAAUCAUCCCUGUACUUUUUCAAGCGUCUCCAGUCGUAUUUUAUUUGUUAAUAUUUUUGUAUUACACCAUUUGAUCAUUUGAUCAGUUUAAGACUCAUAAGUGAAUCAUAAGAUAGAAAAUGAACGUCUAAUAUAUUCCAAAUUAAAUGUUAAAAGAUAGGAUACGAUUUGUUUCAAUACAUUUAUUCAUAAUUUUUGUAUUGAUUCACUUGACCUCAUGUAUUCAAGAUAAAUUAUUUACUAUAAUAAGCAUUCGGUUACAAGCUAACUGAGGGGGAUAUGCAUGUCUUAUAAACGUAACUACUGUUUGUUUAUGUAUUUUGAUUUUUUAUUGUGUUACAGUGUGAUAUUUUAUUUUUUAUUGUUUAUUGGUGACUGUU